AUGCUCACCUCCCAGAUCUUUUCUGUUGUCGUCUCAGUUUCUGGGCCUAAAGUAGUCACCUCGCCAGAGCCAAUUUCUGUGUUCGGCGUGGCAGUGCCUAAGUCAGGGCCUAGUGUUGUAUCUGACGUGAGAGGCGUUGUGCUGGCUGAUGCCUCCAGGUGUGCCAGGUGUUCCAGGAGUACCAAUUCCUCCUACACCUCCAGGUGUUCCAGGUAUUCCUGGUCCUCCUACACUUCCAGGUGUUCCUGGUGUACCAGGUGUUCCAGGUAUUCCUGGUCCUACAACAACUCCAGGUGUUCCUGGUCCUCCAACACCUCCAGGUGUUCCAGGUGUACCAGGUGUUCCAGAUAUUCCUGGACCUCCAACGCUGCCGGGUGUUCCAGGUGUACCAGGUGUUCCAGGUAUUCCUGGUCCUACAACAACUACAGGUGUUCCUGGUCCCCCAACACCUCCAGGUGUUCCAGGUGUACCAGGUGUUCCAGGUAUUCCUGGUCCUCCAAUGCUGCCGGGUGUUCCAGGUGUUCCAGGUAUCCCUGGUCCUCCAAUGCUGCCAGGUGUUCCUGGUCCUCCAAUGACUCCAGGUGUUCCAGGUGUUCCUGGUCCUCCAAUGACUCCAGGUGUUCCAGGUGUUCCUGGUCCUCCAAUGACUCCAGGUGUUCCUGGUCCUCCGAUGACUCCAGGUGUUCCAGGUGUUCCUGGUCCUCCAAUGACUCCAGGUGUUCCAGGUGUUCCUGGUCCUCCAAUGACUCCAGGUGUUCCAGGUGUUCCUGGUCCUCCAAUGACUCCAGGUGUUCCAGGUGUUCCAGGUGUUCCUGGUCCUCCAAUGACUCCAGGUGUUCCAGGUGUUCCUGGUACUCCAAUGACUCCAGGUGUUCCAGGUGUUCCAGGUGUUCCUGGUCCUCCAAUGACUCCAGGUGUUCCAGGUGUUCCAGGUGUUCCUGGUACUCCAAUGACUCCAGGUGUUCCAGGCGUUCCUGGUCCUCCAGUGACUCCAGGUGUUCCGGGUCCUCCAAUGACUCCAGGUGUUCCGGGUCCUCCAAUGACUCCAGGUGUUCCUGGUCCUCCAAUGACUCCAGGUGUUCCUGGUCCUCCAAUGACUCCAGGUGUUCCAGGUGUUCCUGGUCCUCCAAUGACACCAGGUGUUCCAGGUGUUCCAGGUGUUCCUGGUCCUCCAAUGACACCAGGUGUUCCAGGUGUUCCUGGUCCUCCAAUGACUCCAGGUGUUCCAGGUGUUCCUGGUCCUCCAAUGACUCCAGGUCUUCCAGGUGUUCCUGGUCCUCCAAUGGCACCAGGUGUUCCUGGUGUUCCGGGUCCUCCAAUGACUCCAGGUGUUCCAGGUGUUCCUGGUCCUCCAAUGACACCAGGUGUUCCAGGUGUUCCUGGUCCUCCAAUGACUCCAGGUGUUCCUGGUCCUCCAAUGACACCAGGUGUUCCAGGUGUUCCUGGUCCUCCAAUGACACCAGGUGUUCCAGGUGUUCCUGGUCCUCCAAUGACACCAGGUGUUCCAGGUGUUCCUGGUGUUCCUGGUCCUCCAAUGACACCAGGUGUUCCAGGUGUUCCUGGUCCUCCAAUGACUCCAGGUGUUCCUGGUGUUCCUGGUAUUCCUGGUCCUCCAAUGACUCCAGGUGUUCCUGGUGUUCCUGGUCCUCCAAUGACUCCAGAUGUUCCUGGUGUUCCUGGUAUUCCUGGUCCUCCAAUGACUCCAGGUGUUCCAGGUGUUCCUGGUCCUCCAAUGACUCCAGGUGUUCCUGGUGUUCCUGGUCCUCCAAUGACUCCAGGUGUUCCAGGUGUUCCUGGUCCUCCAAUGACUCCAGGUGUUCCAGGUGUUCCUGGUCCUCCAAUGACUCCAGGUGUUCCAGGUGUUCCUGGUCCUCCAAUGACUCCAGGUGUUCCAGGUGUUCCAGGUGUUCCUGGUCCUCCAAUGACUCCAGGUGUUCCAGGUGUUCCUGGUCCUCCAAUGACUCCAGGUGUUCCAGGUGUCCCAGGUGUUCCUGGUCCUCCAAUGACACCAGGUGUUCCAGGUGUCCCAGGUGUUCCUGGUCCUCCAAUGACUCCAGAUGUUCCUGGUCCUCCAAUGACUCCAGGUGUCCCAGGUGUUCCUGGUCCUCCAACAACUCCAGGUGUUCCUGGUCCUUCAAUGACUCCAGGCGUUCCAGGUGUCCCAGGUGUUCCUGGUCCUCCAAUGACUCCAGGUGUUCCAGGUGUUCCUGGUCCUCCAAUGACUCCAGGUGUUCCGGGUGUUCCUGGUGUUCCUGGUCCUCCAAUGACUCCAGGUGUUCCAGGUGUUCCUGGUCCUCCAAUGACUCCAGGUGUUCCAGGUGUUCCAGGCGUUCCUGGUCCUCCAAUGACACCAGGUGUUCCAGGUGUUCCUGGUCCUCCAAUGACUCCAGGUGUUCCUGGUGUUCCUGGUCCUCCUAUGACUCCAGGUGUUCCAGGUGUUCCUGGUGUUCCUGGUCCUCCAAUGACACCAGGUGUUCCAGGUGUUCCUGGUCCUCCAAUGACUCCAGGUGUUCCAGGUAUUCCUGGUGUUCCUGGUCCUCCAAUGACUCCAGGUGUUCCAGGUGUUCCUGGUCCUCCAAUGACUCCAGGUGUUCCAGGUGUUCCUGGUCCUCCAAUGACUCCAGGUGUUCCAGGUGUUCCUGGUCCUCCAAUGACACCAGGUGUUCCAGGUGUUCCUGGUCCUCCAAUGACUCCAGGUGUUCCUGGUCCUCCAAUGACACCAGGUGUUCCAGGUGUUCCUGGUGUUCCUGGUCCUCCAAUGACACCAGGUGUUCCAGGUGUUCCUGGUGUUCCUGGUCCUCCAAUGACACCAGGUGUUCCAGGUGUUCCUGGUGUUCCUGGUCCUCCAAUGACACCAGGUGUUCCUGGUCCUCCAGUGACUCCAGGUGUUCCUGGUGUUCCUGGUCCUCCAAUGACUCCAGGUGUUCCAGGUGUUCCUGGUCCUCCAAUGACUCCAGGUGUUCCAGGUGUUCCUUGUCCUCCAAUAACACCAGGUGUUCCAGGUGUUCCUGGUGUUCCUGGUCCUCCAAUGACACCAGGUGUUCCAGGUGUUCCUGGUCCUCCAAUGGCACCAGGUGUUCCAGGUGUUCCUGGUCCUCCAAUGACUCCAGGUGUUCCAGGUGUUCCUGGUCCUCCAAUGACACCAGGUGUUCCAGGUGUUCCUGGUCCUCCAAUGACUCCAGGUGUUCCAGGUGUUCCAGGUGUUCCUGGUCCUCCAAUGACACCAGGUGUUCCAGGUGUUCCAGGUGUUCCUGGUCCUCCAAUGACACCAGGUGUUCCUGGUGUUCCUGGUCCUCCAAUGACUCCAGGUGUUCCAGGUGUUCCUGGUCCUCCAAUGACUCCAGGUGUUCCAGGUGUUCCUGGUCCUCCAAUGACUCCAGGUGUUCCAGGUGUUCCUGGUCCUCCAAUGACUCCAGGUGUUCCAGGUGUUCCUGGUCCUCCAAUGACUCCAGGUGUUCCAGGUGUUCCUGGUCCUCCAAUGACUCCAGGUGUUCCUGGUGUUCCUGGUCCUCCAACGACUCCAGGUGUUCCUGGUCCUCCAAUGGCUCCAGGUGUUCCUGGUGUUCCUGGUCCUCCAAUGACUCCCGGUGUUCCUGGCGUUCCUGGUCCUCCAAUGACUCCAGGUGUUCCUGGUCCUCCAAUGACUCCAGGUAUUCCUGGUCCUCCAAUGACUCCAGGUGUUCCUGGUCCUCCAAUGACUCCAGGUGUUCCUGGUCCUCCAAUGACUCCAGGUGUUCCUGGUCCUCCAAUUACUCCAGGUGUUCCAGGUGUUCCUGGUGUACCUGCUCCUCCAGUCGUUCCAGGUAUUCCUUGUCCUCCAACGCCUCCUGGUGUUCCUGGUCCUCCAACGCUUCCUGGUAUUCCUGGUGUUCCUGGUCCUCCAACGCCUCCUGGUAUUCCUGGUACUCCUGGUGUUCCUGGUCCUCCAACGCCUCCUGGUAUUCCUGGUACUCCUGGUGUUCCUGGUCCUCCAACGCCUCCUGGUAUUCCUGGUCCUCCAAUGGCUCCUGGUAUUCCUGGUACUCCAGGUGUUCCAGCUCCUCCAACGCCCCCUGGUCCUCCAACGCCUCCAGUACCGCCAAUGCCUCCUGGCCCUACGGGUCCUGGUCCUGCAAUGCCCCCUGGUAUUCCUGGUACUCCAGGUGUUCCUGGUCCUCCAACGCCUCCUGGUAUUCCUGGUACUCCAGGUGUUCCAGAUCCUCCAACGCCUCCUGGUAUUCCUGGUCCUCCAACGCCUCCUGGUAUUCCUGGUCCUCCAGCGCCUCCUGGUAUUCCUGGUACCCCAGGUGUUCCUGGUCCUCCAAUGCCUCCUGGCCAUACGGGUCCUGGUCCUCCAACGCUUCCUGGAAUUCCUGGUACUCCAGGUGUUCCUGGUCCUCCAAUGCUUCCUGGUAUUCCUGGUAUUCCAGGUGUUCCUGGUCCUCCAAUGCUUCCUGGUACUCCAGGUGUUCCUGGUCCUCCAACGCCUCCUGGUAUUCCUGGAACUCCUGGUGUUCCUGGUCCUCCAACGCCUCCUGGUAUUCCUGGAACUCCUGGUGUUCCUGGUCCUCCAACGCCUCCAGUACCUCCAAUGCCUCCUGGUGUUCCUGGUCCUGUAACGCCUCCUGGUACCGCUACCUGGUGCCUCCUGUCCUCCAACGCCACCAGUCCUCCUGUCCCUCCACCGCUACCGGUGCCUCCUGUACCUCCAACGCCACCGGUGCCUCCUGUACCUCCAACGCCACCGGUGCCUCCUGUACCUCCACCGCUACCGGUGCCUCCUGUACCUCCACCGCUACCGGUGCCUCCUGUACCUCCACCGCUACCGGUGCCUCCUGUACCUCCACCGCUACCGGUGCCUCCUGUACCUCCACCGCUACCGGUGCCUCCUGUACCUCCAACGCCACCGGUGCCUCCUGUACCUCCACCGCUACCGGUGCCUCCUGUACCUCCAACGCCACCGGUGCCUCCUGUACCUCCAACGCCACCGGUGCCUCCUGUACCUCCACCGCUACCGGUGCCUCCUGUACCUCCAACGCCACCGGUGCCUCCUGUACCUCCGGUACUUCCAGUACCUCCAGUACCCCCGGUUCCUCCGACACCCCCAGUGCUUCCGGUACCCCCUGGACCGUCCACGCCCGGUGGUUCAGGGAGGGGCAGGUUGGCCAUGGCACCUGA
This is a messenger RNA of Eriocheir sinensis (Chinese mitten crab), 5157 nucleotides long. Its product is annotated as G surface protein, allelic form 168-like. Bases 1 to 5157 code for a protein of 1718 amino acids. Lineage: Eukaryota; Metazoa; Arthropoda; Malacostraca; Decapoda; Varunidae. The record is from RefSeq and is a predicted model, not a curated record. The transcript has 13 exons.